CCAACUCAAGUGUCUGAUCUCAUUCAGAUAGACUUCUCCACGUUAGGAGUUCGUCCCAACACGAAAUAGUUCGAAAAGUAAAGUUUAUUUUGUUGUUUAUCAGGCACGAGACAUUUACAUCUCGACCGGAAGUGCCUGUGUGUUAGCGUUGUGCACGCGCUGAGGCCGUUUUGUGUGUUUUGUUUUGUUUUUUUUUUGCGUCGAUUUUAUGUCGUAUUUCUGAUACAACGCUCGGUUUUGAGUUGAGGUUUUAAGGAGGAUGUUUGUGAUUCCGAUACUUUACGUCGUGUUUAGUGUUUACUGCGUGACCGAUGCGGAUAAAGCGCUAGCAGAGAAAGGGCGCGUGGAGCUACAGAAGCUGCGGGAGUUUGCGGGACACGCGCGCUACGGCACGUGCUGGUCUCAGGCUCUGGGGAAAGUUCACGCAAACUGUCGGGAUUUCAAUGAGGACACGCAGAGCAUGUUGGCCCUGGGGUUUACUCACUGUCACCUGAGAAGGUCUGGACGGAGUUUUCCGGAAUGUCCCGAGGGCAGCGAUGUUAGAACGUGUACACGUGACAUGGAUCCUGUCGCGUUUAACACCUACACCGAGUUCUUCACUCACGCCCACAGCAUUUGCCACUACCUCCAGAGCGAGCAAUGGCAGCAUCGGGCAGAAAACACCAUUCACAGGCUGACGGAGAGCUCGGCCGGCGUAGCCGAGCAGCUCGCGUCCACCCAGAGGAUGGCUGAGGAUCUAGUAGAGGCCCAAAGUGCAGCUCUUAAAUCUCAGGAAACCAUCCUGCGCAACGGAGAAGAGCUGAAAACCACACUGCAGCACUCCACAAAGGGUCUGAGGGAUGUGUUUGCUGAGAUGAGGCAUUCUGUCCAGGAGCAGCAGGUGGUGUUCGCCGAGAUCUUUAACCGCGUGGCUUUCCUUCAGAGCUUCAUCGUGUCUGAGUCGCACACCCUCAGCUCUCUGAUGUACAACGCGCUGGGGUUUUUCGCGUCCUUCCUGCUCACCUCUACACGUCGCACCUCGGGAGCGAGGUUUUGUCUGUUCGGCCUGGUGGCUCUGAACGUCUACCUGGAGCGCUUGAUUUGUAGGACGGUUACGGAAAGCGAUAAUCCUGAAUAUCAGAUGGAACGGAUCGCCUUUUUGGUCGGGCUUCUCAGGAAAGCCAUGGUGACGAUCGCCUGCCUCGUUCUGCUGUACUUUGCGACCCGGUUCCGAGACGCGAACAAGGAAAGUCUGGAGAUUUUGAGGGAGCUGAAACAGACACAUACUAACCUUCAGAAAACCCUGAGGAAAGCAGAACGCCUUUCAGGCUCUUUAAACGACUGGACCAGACCCAGACACACGCAAUGGGCUGAAAAGUGGAAACAAGAAGAAGAGAGCAGUUUGGUCCUUCUACAUCCUUCUGGCGCCGUAGAAGCCACCGUGCCGCCAUUUCCUUCCCUUCACAGGAGUGGACAACACGAGAGCUUCGUUCCACCGCUGCAGUCUCCGAGCUCUUCUGAGAUCCCAAAGAGACGUCAGCGUCGUUCCUCAGGCUCCCGUAUGCGUAACACUUCAGCAGCAGUCGUCUACAGUGUGCUAGUGAAAGAAGGCCACGACCAGCCGAGGUACAGCCUGAGGAGCAGGACAUCAUUAUGUGCCCUGGAGCCAAAAGGCGAAAGAGAUUGAGUCUUCAGGAGCGUGUCUGAGAGUGUGUGUGUGUGUGAACAAACAUGUGUACGGGAGUGUGUGUGUGUGUGUGUGUGUGUGUGUGAUGAGGGAGUGUUAAGACUGACUAUGACUAUGAGCUCUGGAUGUCUGUUAGAAGUUCUGAUUACGUUUCACAUUUUAAUGCUUCUGGAUUCUUUUAAUA
Molecule: messenger RNA, 1850 nt
Organism: Tachysurus vachellii
Lineage: Eukaryota; Metazoa; Chordata; Actinopteri; Siluriformes; Bagridae
Exons: 9
Coding region: 260-1666 (468 amino acids)
Source: RefSeq, a predicted model, not a curated record